UCUGGUUCAGUUGCGAAAUUGUUUACAGGAGUGAACGUGCUAGUGCUACUACUGUCAUGGAGUGAGGUGUCGUUUUAUGCCCGCGACCACUUGUUUUUUUUUAGUUUUUGUAUAUUUUUACAUUUCUAUUAGAUGGAUUUAGUGUGAUUCGAGGGAACCGCGGAAAUUUCCCCGCGGUGUUUUAUGCGUCGUCGGUUUUACAGCGAGUCAAGAUGCUCCGGGUUGUGUCACUGGUCGCAUGCAUUUUCCUGACUUCGGGUCUAACCUUAUCCGUGAAAAGAACAGAUAAAGUGGAUAAAAUAACUGCGACUAACAGUUCGUCAAAUCUCUCGCAGCAGCCCAGAGUUUUAGCCUUUUCCGAAGGCCAGAGCGUACCGGUUCAGCGAGACCCGUCGCCGAUGACUUUCACCUCUAACCCGACAAUCGAGAGAGACUGCUCUGAUGGUGCCACGAUCGCUUCUACCAUGACACCAUGCAACGAUAGCUUACUUAAGUCAAACCGCAAUAUUUCUACCACUGCAGUUGGAUUAUCUAAAGGAUUGACAGCUGUUGCCGAAGGCGUUCAAUUAUCGUUUGAUGGUUUGUCACUUAGUGAAAAGGACAGUGUCCCUAAAGUAAGGAAUGCCAACCCUGCCGUUGUUCCGAGAAAAGGUGUGUUUCCAAAUCCAGGUUUGGGUCCUGAGAAUUACAGCUUCAAUGGAAGUGCACCGAUUAAAGUGAACUCAACCGAUCCAAUCCAACGUAGUGAUGCGAACUCGACUAAUUCUAUACAUAAUCUGAAGUCGAAUGUUUUUAAUAGUACGUUACUUCCAAGUAAGGGAAACGUAUCGACUAACUUAAAUGCACAAGACCACAAGGAUCUAAACAUUGCUGUAAUUCCGGUUAAUAAUGCGGAUAAUCGUUCUUUGCCAUUAUCCACGCCUGCAACUACGAAGGUGCCGAAGAAGCACAAACCAAAGCCGACUGUGACAAUUGGUGAAGCUGACAUCGACAAGCCAAUACCAGCUUCACCUACAAAGAGUCCACCGUUAGGAAUGCCACGGAAAAUCGAUUAUAUCGUGCCAGUUGUUAUAACAAUAUUGGCUGUACCAUUGUUAGGCGUAGCAAUGUUCAUUUUGUAUAAGAGAGGUAGAGACUGUUGGGACAAGCGGCACUACAGACGAAUGGAUUUUCUAAUCGAUGGGAUGUAUAAUGAUUAACAUCGAUUUAACGCGACUUCUACAAAUACGUGUGAACUACAUGCCUGCAUAAGAGAUUUGCGAAUGAGGUGUAAUGCUCAUCACUUGUACAUUACCUUUACUUGUUAAUAGGCAUGUUUGUAAUGUACUAUAGGAUACUCGAGUACUAUAGGAACCUUUGAGUUUGCUUGUGCGCGUAUUCAAUUAAAUUGUUCAUUAGAAUCGGGAUGAGCGCCAAGCAGUGAUUGGCAAAACACUGUAAAGAAUUGACACCAUUUUUAGCAAGAUACGUACAAAGAAGUUUAAUUUGUAAAACUUCUUUGCUAUCAAUUUUUAUAUAUACGUACGUGAAGUCAAAUUAUUUUCAUAAUUGAGGGAACUACAGUCACAUUUACACGCAUUUAUAUUGUAUUAUAUUAUAUUUUAUUUCAAUGACACACGGAUAUGUCAGCAUUUAAGGCAACUAAGUUUUCUUGAUAUCGCAAUAUGACCUUUUUGCAGUGUCGAUAGUAAGCCAGGAUUUCUUUCCUAAAUAGCUUGUCAGGUGAUGCGACUGACAGGUCUGAGAAAUUAUUUGAGAAAAUAAAACGGUAGAAAUAUUGGCAAAUUCCAGAACCCGCAGGUCAAAAGAACACUACGAAAGUAGAUUGCCGAAUUAUUUCGAACUGUAGCAUUCUUGCAUCUGUGAUUAUCUAGGAAAUCGCUACCGAAUAAGAACGGUGUCAUAACGAUACGUAGACGCAAUCUAAUUGCUAAAUCAUUGAUUCGUAAACGAAACCAAAGAGUGUAAUUAUCUUAAUGCUUUCAGACAGAUGGUGAUAUCUAACCAGUCGCAUGGCACGUCACUGUCACUCGAUGUACCACUACAAUUACAUUUUGCGAUUAUAGGACACUGUUACUUGCGCAUUUGUUAAAACGUGCUCCUAGAAUGUCUUUGCGAAUACAAAACGGAUUGUGUGAAAACUAUCGACGGUCUAGUGCUUUAGAGAGUAAAACGUUACAAGGGUCGAUUGACUACUCUCGGUUGUAACAUUUGAGGGCCUAUAUUUUCUUGACAUGUAAGUAACGAUAAAGCAAUAACUCUAA
Messenger RNA from Orussus abietinus, 2264 nucleotides. RefSeq lists its product as uncharacterized. The transcript is spliced from 2 exons. Lineage: Eukaryota; Metazoa; Arthropoda; Insecta; Hymenoptera; Orussidae. The coding region runs from base 213 to 1199 and encodes 328 amino acids. The record is from RefSeq and is a predicted model, not a curated record.